AAGUCAAAAUAAGGUUGGCUCCACAGUCUGUUUUGUGGUUUUUAAUUGCUUUUCACUUCUUUUUGAGGGUUUUAACAAGUCAUUAGCUGGCUAUAAAUCUGAGACUGGUUGAACAUAGUCUGAUACAGAGUAAGUUGCUACUUUGCUAAAAAGCUGUUCUUUCUCCUGGUGCAGGCCAAGCACAGCCUUCUGUCCUGGGAAUUUAGGCAUGGUUAUUACUUUAAUUUUGAGCCCAGGCACCAUGGAUGCAGUCUGAAGUGUGUGCUUUGCUGGCCCAAAGCCCAUCACUACUAACUGUUGAGCCACCUCAUACUUCCACACAGUUGCAUUAUCUUGGUAGGUGACUUGAAGCAUGCAGUUCUUAAGGAGGGAAUUGUAUUCAGUGGGAAUCCAACUGAGAAUUGCAUGUUUCAGUUGGUGAUGGUUUCCUUUCCCUUUUCCUACUAAUCCGAUGGUGGAGGGUGCUCAGGUCCUUGGAGGGCUGUGGAGGGGGAGCAACCAACCAACUAUAUUUCUGCAGCAACUGGCUUUUAAAGCAGAUCUGAAGUGCUGUGGGGUGUCAGAUCCCUUUGGAAAGAGGAGGGAGGGGAGUGUGACUGCUCUGUGUCAUGAGAGCUUCGGGGAAACUUGGAGGCUUUUGUAUAUGGGAGAGCAGGGGAGACUGGUGUCAGGCGGAUGGCAGCUGCUAGAAUUUUUUUCUCUUUGGAUUUGGAUACCAGAAUAGAAGGGAGCUGGAAAAGCCUUGCCCAGAACAUUGGAUUUCUUGGUCACAUCAUGCUCUGUGUGUCCCUAAGUCUUUCUCCCUGUGUGUCACCAUAAAACUUGGCAGUGAGCACCCAAAGCACAAACCAAAAUGUAAACAAAUUUGUGUUCCUGGUCACCACUAAGGUAUGUUUAAGGGCUAUUUCUUUCUAGCUUGUCAAAAAAAGGUACAGUUCAGAGAACAGUACAGGUAUGUUGAGAAGAUACCCUCUUUCCCUGCUGCUGUAAGUGGUUCUGGGCUCUUUUGUCUAAAAAGCAGAGAGCACAGUUUGUGACCUUACUGUGGAGGUGGCAAGCAGCAGUGUGCUAGUACCACACAGCUCCACAAGCACCUGGAAGAGGAAGCAGCACCCUAAAGUGAAGAGAUCCCCUGUCUUGUCUGGGAUGUCUUGAGCUGUUUCUGUAACCUCCAUAAGUGUGAAUUCCAGCUCCCUAGUUCCUAGACUGUGAGUGUGGGAGAAACUACUGAGACAUGAUGCUUGAUCUCUUGUACCAGGCUGCUGGGCUUAGAGCUUUGGCACUUAAUGGUUUUGGGCAGCAGAUCCCUGCUUAGUCUGUGAACAGCAGCUUUGGGAGAAAAACAGUCCCUCCACUAGAGCAAACAAAGCAGCUCAUGAUUUGUGUUAACACACUUGUCACUUUGGAUGCUUCCUUAGGUAUAGUUCUGCUGAGGCAUGAGUGCUGUUGUUGCUUUGAGCUGAAGCAGCAGUAAAUUGCCAUUUAUGUGCUGCAUUCAAAAUAUGUUUACCCAGCUACCCUAGAGGGUAUGGCUUGGGCAGCUUAUCGAUCCCUUCGGCCCUAGUGUCAAUUCUGGAAUUAACUUCACUGUUAAUAGGGCCACCAUCAUUAAAGAAAAUAUUUCCAUGCUCAGUUGUAGGUGUUUGGCCUCUUUUACAGUGAAACAAGAUUGCAGUUUGCAGUACCAGCAUACUUUGUCACACUGGUAAGAGUUCAUUCACACUAGCUUGGACAAUGUGGGAUAUGCAAAUCACAAAAGGUGUUUGUUCUUGGGUUUACUGCUUUAAAUGGCCUCUCAGCACUGAGUGAAUGGAAACCCAUACUUGAAUGUCUGCAUGCUGCUCUUUGCUGGGUGUGGAUGAUCACUAAUUCGCCCUGAAGACCAUGGGACCUGCAAGCAUGUGUUACCUUGGAAAAUUAAACCAGCAGCCCCUUGGAGCAACAAGGUCAGCUGGUCAUCAGCCUUUGGCCUCAGCAUCCUACUCCCCUCCCACCAUCCCCUGCUUUCGUCUCAACUCUGCUUGAGCACAGAAGUCCAGUGGGGAAACUGCUUUGGACUAGUUUGGGCUCAAGCAGGACUGCUUGUCCUCUUAAGGAUUUGCAUUUGCAUCCUAAAAGCAGAAGACUGGAGGUGCAAGGGCAGGACAAUGCAUCUUUUUGUAGUGUGUCUCUUCAGUGUCUGGGGUCUGGCUGCCCCUGAGCACUACGUUGUGGAAGACGUCUGCACUGCAAAGCCUCGCGACAUCCCAGUGAACCCCAUCUGCAUCUAUCGCAACCCUGAGAAGAAGCCCCAGGAGGGUGAGGGGCAAGAGCCAGGGAAGGGCAAGCUCCCAGAGUCUACUAACCCCAGGGUCUGGGAGCUGUCGAAGGCCAACUCGCGCUUUGCUGUUGUCUUCUACAAGUACCUGGCUGACUCCAAGGACAAUGGGGAAAACAUCUUCAUGUCACCCCUCAGCAUUUCUACAGCCUUUGCCAUGACCAAGCUCGGAGCUUGUGGUAGCACCCUCCAGCAGCUCAUGGAGGUCUUCCAGUUUGACACCAUUUCAGAAAAGACAUCUGAUCAGAUCCACUUCUUCUUUGCCAAGCUGAACUGCCGGCUUUACAAGAAAGCCAACAAAUCCUCAGAGCUGGUAUCAGCCAACCGUCUCUUUGGGGAGAAAUCUUUGGUCUUUAAUGAGACUUACCAGAACAUUAGUGAAAUAGUUUAUGGAGCAAAACUUUGGCCCUUGAACUUCAAAGAGAAGCCAGAACUUUCCAGGAAGAUCAUUAAUGAGUGGGUGGCUAAUAAGACAGAGAAGCGCAUUACAGAAGUUAUCCCAGAAGGAGGUAUUGAUGAUCUCACUGUCUUGGUCCUGGUCAACACCAUUUAUUUUAAGGGGCACUGGAAAUCACAGUUCCCAGCUCCAAACACAAAACUGGAUUUAUUUCAUAAAGCCAAUGGUGAGACCUGCAAAGUCCCGAUUAUGUACCAAGAGUCCAAAUUCCACCAUGCAUCCAUCCACCAGGACAAAGUCCAGCUGCUGGAGCUGCCUUACAAAGGGGAUGAUAUCACGAUGGUGCUGGUCCUGCCCAAUGCUGGGACACCAUUGGUGGAGGUGGAGCGAGACCUGACAUCGGAGAAGCUGCAGGACUGGAUAGACUCCAUGGCAGAGGUGUCUCUCUCUGCCUACCUCCCGCGUUUCCGGGUCGAGGACAGCUUCAGUGUCAAGGAGAAGCUGAGAAAAAUGGGGCUGGAAGAUCUCUUCAGUCCAGAAAAUGCCAGACUCCCAGGUAUCAUUGCAGAGGGCCGUACAGACUUGUAUGUAUCUGACGCUUUCCACAAAGCCUUCCUUGAGGUGAAUGAAGAAGGCAGCGAGGCAUCAGCUGCCACAGCUGUCACCGUCUCUGGCCGUUCCUUCCCCAUGAACAGAAUAAUCUUCAAUGCAAACAGGCCCUUCCUCCUUUUCAUCCGGGAAGCUGCCCUCAACACUAUUAUCUUCAUGGGCAGAAUAUCUGAUCCUUGCUCCUAAAGGGUCUGUCAGGGCCUUGGUUUUCCCUCCUCUGCCUCAGGAAAAAGGGCAGUAGGGUGCUGCCAAAAAGCCACAGCUGCUCCUAGGGUGGUUGGUCUUACUGUUUGGUGAAAGCUGCAGGGACGGACUGCACCCAGGUGGGCUGUUACUGCUCCUCCUUGCUGUGUCAGGGGAGGGGGCUCACCUGCUCCAUCCUUCAUUCAGACGAAAACAGCAUUUUUUUUCCACACCAGUAUUUUAGUGGCACCCAAGCCAGAGUCCAGCAUUGCUGUCAUUCUUAUAUUCAACCCUCCUCCCUUUCAGGCCUCAAACUGUAACUCUGAUCCCCUGGUUCAUUAAAAAUCUAUAGAUCUGUA
Molecule: messenger RNA, 3865 nt
Organism: Melopsittacus undulatus (budgerigar)
Lineage: Eukaryota; Metazoa; Chordata; Aves; Psittaciformes; Psittaculidae
Gene: SERPINC1
Product: serpin family C member 1
Exons: 8
Coding region: 2148-3509 (453 amino acids)
Biological process (GO): negative regulation of endopeptidase activity; regulation of blood coagulation
Molecular function (GO): serine-type endopeptidase inhibitor activity
Source: RefSeq, a predicted model, not a curated record